CUCCGCACAGGGUAUUAGACAGGGCAGAGCUGCCUGGUCUAGGCACUGGGAUGCGCUGAGCUCUGCAGAGCGGAGCCCUGGCCAUGCUGCCCUGCAAUGGGGGGAAGCCCCUCUGCCCGGCCUGCACCCCGUGCUCAUCCCCAGCUCCGAACCUCCCAUCCCUGAUCGCGCCCCUCGGCCCUUCCCCCGCCUCCAGGUGCCUGGCCAGCCAGUGCCACCGCUUCGGGCCCCUCCCCCCGGAGACCUGCCGCUCUAGGUUCCGGAGAGCAGCAAUUCCCAAGUCAGGGCAGCGUGAAGGCAGCGGCUUCAGCAGCCGUUAGUGAGCAUGCUCACUUCACUGGCGCAUGCUCAGAACCAGUUGUCCGGCCCCCUCCUAUUUCUCUCCGGUGCUCGCUGCCAGGGCACCCCGGCAACCAGCAUCGUAGCAGGCAGGGGCGGGGCGGGGAUUGGAAGCGCCGCUAGCUCAACCGGCUGGUAAAGGCGGCGCUGCUGCGGACAGCGAUGGGGCUGUGACGGGGGAAGCCAGAGCCGCAGAGCUCGGCUCGGAUGUUCCCGCCGUGGGACCAGGGGGAACGGCCGCUCCUCCCCAUCGUCUCUUAAAGGGCUAGUAGCAGCGCCCCUUUCACUGUGCGAAUCAGCCCCUUCCCGCAGCCCUGGCGCCGCUCCCCGUCACUGCUCUUUCCCGCUCGUUGUCUCUCGCUUCCUCCCUCCGUUCCCUUUCACUUCCGGGGUCAGAGUUGCCGCGGCUGCUACUCGGUAACCAGUUUCUGUCUGGAGCCCGGGCAACGGAGCCGGCAGCCGCCCGCGCUCUCUGAAGGCCCCGGUCCCCCCAUGGCCAGUAACCCGCAGCCCCAGCCCCCUCCUCCGCCGCCCCCUCCUCCGCCCCCACAACAGCAGCCGCCGCUGCCCGGGGCCUCCGGAGGGGGCGGUGCGGUGGAGCCCGAGCUGGUGUCCGUGAUUGUUAAUCACCUGAAGAGCCAGGGGCUGUUCGACCAGUUCCGCCGAGACUGCCUGGCCGACGUGGACACCAAGCCUGCCUAUCAAAAUCUGAGACAACGUGUUGACAACUUUGUUUCCAACCAUCUGGCAACUCACACUUGGAGUCCUCAUCUCAACAAGAAUCAGCUGAGAAAUAAUAUUAGGCAGCAGGUUCUCAAGUCUGGAAUGUUGGAGUCUGGAAUUGACAGAAUUAUUUCUCAGGUUGUGGAUCCAAAGAUCAACCACACAUUCAGACCUCAGGUGGAAAAAGCUGUUCAUGAGUUUUUAGCCACAUUAAAUCACAAAGAGGAAGCAAGCCCCAGUACAGCCCCUAGUGAGGAAAAAGCAGAUGCUUCCAUCACAGUACAAGGCGUUUCUACUACUGCUCCUAGUGCUAAUGUAGCUAGUGAUGCCAUGUCCAUUUUGGAAACAAUAACUUCUCUUAACCAGGAAGCAAGUGCUGCCAGGGCUUCAACAGAGAAUACAAAUUCCAAGAACAGUGACAGAACUUCAAAAAGAUUAUCAUCUCAACAGAGUGUUGAUGGUAGCACAGAGAGAGAGCGAAACUCAGAAGACUUGCCAGACCAAGAGAAACCCAUUUGUGAUUCUUCAGAAGGAAGUGAAGCAGUUGCAAAGUGUGAAGAUUUAAAUGAACUCCCCUGUCCAAGUGAAGAAAUCAAAAAUUCAACAAAAGAUGUUAACAAUUUAAUUCAUCCAAGCAAAGAAAUUCUACAGGAAAGUGAUGACCAGAAAAGUAAAUUAACAGAUAAAGGUGACAGGAAACCAGAGAGCACUGAGAAAGGGGAAAGAAAAAAAGAGAAAAAAGAAAAGAAUGACAAGAAGUUUGACCAUUCAAAGAAGAAUGAUGAUGCCCUAAAAGCAAAAGAAGAGAAGCUAGUGAAAGAGAGAGAGGCAGAAUCAAUAAAACAGUUGGCUCCUGAAAAAAGCAGCAGUAAACACAAGAUAACAGAAGGUGUAAAAGAAGAACAUAUUUUGGAGGAUUCAGAUGUGGAUUUACUCAGUGAUAUCACUGUUAGCUCUGUCCAUACCAGUGACCUCUCUUCCUUUGAAGAAGAAAGUGAAGAGGAAGCUGUGGUUUCCGAUAGCACUGAGGAAGGAGAGAUCACAUCAGAUGAUGAAGAAGAGAAGAACAAUCAGAGUAAAAUAAAGCCUCAGACUAAUGAGGUUUGCGAUGGAAAAGCCAAACCUGUCCGUCAUGCAUAUGUUCACAAGCCUUUUCUGUACUCCAAGUACUACAGUGAUUCCGAUGAUGAACGGACUGUAGAGCAACGCCGUCAGUCUAUUGCCAGAGAAAAAGAAGAGAGACUCUUAAGGAGGCAGAUUAAUAGAGAGAGACUUGAAGAGAAGCGUAAACAGAAGGCUGCAGAGAAAACAAAGUCUCUGAAAAGUGGGAGUCAGGGUGCUGAAGGUAAAAGUGGCCUGAACUUGGAAGAGUCUUCGACAAAAGAUUUUGAAAUGAAACUUACUGGUACCAGCAUUAAGGAUGUUCUUAAAGAACAGAAGUUUUUAGAAAAAAAAGUAGCCCUGAGCAGGAAAAGAAAAAGAGAUUCAAGGUACCUAUGUUUUCCCUUCUCCUAUACCCGGGGACUUCACCCAUUCUACAUGAAUUCUCAAAGGCAUGUUGAAGAUAGUUGGGAAAAGAAAUACGAGCAUCCUGAAGAAGAUUCCAAAGAAACACAAAAGACAAAUGAGACCUGUGAAAAAAUCUCUUCAAAGGAGGUGAAGCAUAAUCAUGGAAAAAGCGAAGUGACUAAGCCUGUUAGAAGAGUUUCAGAGUCAAUACAUUCAACUGAGGAAAGCAAAAAUGAUCCUAAAGUGGAAAGAGAACUUAAAAGAAAAACAUCUACCUCUCUUCAGAUAGAAGGAACGCAGCAGGACACGGAAACCAGGGAUCCCAAAAAGCAGCUGGAGAGAGCUGAGAUUAUUAGUACUGAUGAACUGCAGAAGCAGAAAUAUGCCUUUAAAAAUGAAAAACAUCUGAAAAAAGAUGAUACAGAAAUUCAAAAUUUAAGAAUUGUUGCCAAGAAAGAACUCAAAUCAGUUAGAGAUAAAAAUGAAAAAGAGAGAACUCUUUCAGAAGAGAAAUUGUUAGUAAAACAUAAAUGUAAAGGAGACAGUGUAUAUAAAAUAAGCGAUGAUAUUGACCUCCAUUCUUUUGAAAGAAGCUUGAAAGGCGAGGAUAGUGUUCAAAAACAUAAUCAACAAACAAAGGUUCCAUCAGAUGACAAAUCUGAAAGAAAAAGUAAACACAGAAGUGAAAGGAAAAUAACAACUAGCAAAGAUGGAAAAAAUGUUUCUGAAUACACUUUAAAAAAUGAAGAAAUGGUGCGUAAAGAAAAUAACAAAAAAGACAGACACAUUUCAACAGAGAAGUCAAGAGCGGAAUACAAGACCAAAAGGUCAUCAAGUGAUUCUAGGCCCCAGAAGGAUUCUCAGGGUAAUUCUAAGCAACUUGUUUCUUCAUCACAGAGAAGGAGUGAAAGCUAUUCAGAAGAUAAACAUGAAAUAGAAUCAACUAAUUCAGAUAGUAAUUUAAGGCAAGAAGAUAGUAUUUACAGAGACAGACGAAGAUCGAAGAGCUUCUUAGAAGACAAGUUUUUGUUAAAGUCUAAAUCUAAGAGUCACAGUAAACAAUCCAAACCAAUUGAAACAGAAUUACAAGAAAGUUUUACAAAACACGAGACUGUUCAAAAACCAGACAAAGAUAAGAACAUGGAAGAGAAUGACACAGAUAAACAACGCAAAUCCAAGAAUGAAGAUAAAGUUUUUGAAGAAAGCAUUGUUGAUUUUGAGCUAGAAAGUGGGAUGCGCUCAAUUUAUAGUUCACAAAAAGACAUUAGUCACAGAGUUAAGUUACAAGCAGGCGAAAAGGUAACUGUAAAAGAGAAGAAUAAGAGUGAUAAAGAUUUAAGUUAUUCCAAACUGGAAAGAAAGCUGUCAGUAGAAGGUCACAAAAGCAGAAACUUAAAGCAUAGCAAUAAGGAAAUGAAGAAGAAGGAAGAGAGUAACAAAUUGGAAGACAAAGAUAUUACAGAAAUGGAUGGUAGCCAUGAAAAGGUGCAAGGGAUUAUGAUUAUGGAUAAAAAGUCAAGUAAAAAAUUAUCUUGUGAAAAUAAAAAAGGAAGCUUGUCAGCCCAUGAAAUGACAAUGGAAGAGGAAAAAUUAGCAACUGAUAUAUUUGUAACCAGUCAUAUUCCAGCCACUCAAAGACCAUUCAGGACUAGUGAUGACUUGUUACAUUCUGAACAAGGAGAAGAGCCAAUGGAAGUUGAUUCAGAACAGACAUGUGCAAAGGUACAUGAAGCAUCUAAAAUUGAAGAAAAAAGUAGUAGUAAUUCACUACUAGACAUGGACUCUGAAAAUACUGCAAAAGAAAAUAUGAACCUACGUAAUUCAAAAAAUGAAUUAAGAAACAGGUUGGUGGAUUUUGAAGCAUGUGUAUCAGAGUUUCCAGCUAAUAGAAAUUCUGAACAAACCAUUGAACAUGAAAGAAAUCCUAUUGAAGGAGUUCAUGCACUAGAUACUAUGUCCAAACAAGCUUCUGAGGAUCAAGGACCCAUUAAACAGGGGGCAUAUCAAAUGAACAUUGUGUGUGAAACAAGUGGCAGAAUUUUACUUAAUGCUCCUAUUAAGGAGCAGACUUCAGAAGAUGUCAGAAAACCAAAAAAUUUAAACAAAGUCAAUCCUAUUGAAGAAAGUAUUUCUUUAGCAAUUAAUUCAUCCAGACAAGAUGCAUUCCAUAAAAAGUCCAUGAAUAUAUGUAUCUCAGACUUCACAGACUCUUUGCCUAAUGUAGCUAAAGAGGAAUCUCAUACUUCAGAUAAGAUUUCUUUGAAGAAAGACUCCUUUAUUUUAGACAAUAAUGCAACACAAACUGCAUAUGUGGAACAACAGGGUAGCCCUGUGCUAGGUUGUGUUAUGAAAGAAGCUGAGGUCACCAUGAUAAACAGUGAAAAAAAAGAUGGUGAGACUCGUCUAAUUGGUGUACAAACAUUAGGAGAAAACAUGGGUGACGUAAGUAUACAAGAAGGUUAUGAUCAAGUGACUAUGUUAGAUAGUGUGCAAGGAGGAAGUGCAUAUAAUGUAACUGGUGGAAUAGAAGGCAAAAGCUCGAUGACUGUCCAAGCUGCAGAUCAUGGAGGUGUAAGCAUGAAAAAAUCUGUCUUGAUGAACCUGGAGAAAAAAGGAAGUUAUAACUUAAAUAUAGGCACUGCUGCAAAGGAAGAAAAGGGUACCAUGGUGGACGUGGUCAAAAAGAGUGAAGGACAUGAUAUGGGUAACACAGUAGAAUCAUCUUUGUUGCUAGUGCCAAUGAAUGUUAUAAGAGUUCCAGAAGAAAUAAUUAAAGACUCUUUUAUAGUUAGUGGAGCAGGAGAAGGUGAUAGCAUAAUAACUGACACUGAAGAUAAAAGUGAAAGCAAUGUAGUGGGCACCAGUGCAGGAAGUGUUGAUCACAUAUACAACAGGCUAGAAACAACUGAAGCCACUGCAAUAGGAACUAGCGCAGAGAAAAUGAUUGAGAGCAGUGUAAUGGCCACUAGUACAGGAGAAGGAAAAGGUGAGGGUGCUACAAUACACUCUGAAAAGGAAAGCAAUGCCACAACUACUUGCUCAGAAGAAGAAAGUGAGGUUACUUUAAUCUGCACAAGCAUAGAAGCCGAUGAAGGUUUCACGACAAGUAUAUGGGCGAAAAGUAACGAAAGUGUCAGUUUCAGCACAGAAGCAGAUGGUGAGUGUACUGUUGCAGCAGCUGAAGAAGGUGGCGGUGUUGUCACUGGAGGAUUUGCAGAAACGGAAAGUUUCCUGACCAGUACAAAGGAAGGAGAAAGUGGUGAGUGCACCAUGAUUUAUACAGAAGAAAAUGGUAAAGUUUCAGUCAAUGCAGGCAGAAUAGAAAUUGAAGAUAAUGUGAACAGUGCUGGGACUGAAGAAAAAGAUGAUGCUGUAACUAGUGCAGGCUUGGAAGAAAAGUGCAAGACUUCAACUUGUAGACAUACAGGCAAAUUUGAAGGUUCUGUUACCUGUAUAGGUGAAAUUGAAAGUGAUGGUGCUGUAACCAGUGCAGGCACAGAAGCAGGUGAAGGAUCCAUGAGCAGCAACAAUUCAGAUGAAUGCCAGAGCAAUGUAACUGGUGCUGACCAGUUAAAAGAAAGUGAGGGUGCUGUGACUUGUACAGGUGCAGAAGAAAGAGGUCAUGGUUUCAUAAUUGGCUCAGUGCAUGCACAAGAAGACAGUGCUGUAACUGGCACAUGUGUUGAAAUGGUCUUGAACAACAGUAUCAUGAGUGGAACAAGUGCUGACAAAGGUGAAGAUACUGUAAAUGGUGAAAGUGCAGUGACCAGCACAGGCAUAAUAGGAGAAGAUGAUGCUGAGACUGCAACAAUCUGCACAGGACUAGAAGAUAGCAAUGAAGGUUUUGCAGUUGGCUUAGGCGUAGAAAAAUGUGAAAGUGCAAUGGACAGUACAGAAGCAAAAGAAGAAGCUACUAUCACUAUGAUCAGCAUAGGGCCUUGUGACGAUGAAGGCUUUGUGACUAGCACAGGUGCAAAAGAAGAGGAUGAAGAAGGUGAGGAUAUUGUGACCAGUACAGGAAGAGGAAAUGAAGAACUAGAACAUGCUUCAACCUGUGCAGGAAUAGAAGGUGAAAGUGCACUCAUUUGUAUAGCGUCAGAAGAAGGUGAAAGUUCCAUUUUCUGCAUAGUUGCAGAACAAGUAGAAGCUGAGUCUGGUAUGGCUGCCACAAAUAUAAAUAAAGAUGGGGUUGACAGCAAUACUGGUGCAAAGAAAGAAGCUAAUGGUGGCAUAAUCUGCAAAAGUGCAAAGGGGAUAGUUGAGAGCAGCGUGGCAAGUGUAAGCAUAGCAGAUGAAGACAUUCUGACCCCAAAUACAGAAAAAUAUGAGGAUGCCAUGAUGUCUAUAGAUGUUGAAGCGUAUGAGGGUCCAAUGACUAGUGUAGUGACAGAGAAAGAUAAGGGAAAGGGAAAGACAGAGAGAGAGUCUGCUGCUGCAGCUCAAGAAAAGAAUGACAAUAGUGCCGAUGGAAGUCAUGGCAGAAAAUGUGACGGUCCAAUAACCAGUGCAGUCACAAAGAAAGAUGAGAGUCCUCCUGCUUCUACUGAUGAAGAAAAAGCUAAAGGUGACGUGAUCUCUACCAGUACCAUAGAAGAAGGCGUUGCACCCAUGCCAUGUUCAGCCACAGAAAUUGAAGGUUCCCUCACUGUUGCAAGAACAGAUGAAAAUGAAAGUACUGUGGUCUUAAUAGACAAAGAAGAAUUUGAGGCUCCCAUGCCUAGUACAGCCACAGAAUUCAAAGCGAAUAUAUAUACUGCCAGCACUAAACAAGCAAAAGAUGAGUGUACAACAAUUUCCACCAGUAUCGUGGAAGAAUUUGAGGCUCCCAUGUCCAGUGCAGCUAUGGAAUAUAAUAGCCAGGUCACUGCUGCAAGAAAAGAAGUGAAUGAGAGUACUAUGUUUUGUAUAGACAUGGAGAUAUAUGAGGUUGCCCUGCCCAGUGCAUUCAGUGCUAGAGAUGAUGGAGAUCAUCCGACUGCAAGAGGCAAAGAAGAAAAAGAUGAGUGUGCUAUGAUUUCCACAAGUAUAAUGGAAGAACAAGUGAUCCUCGUGUCCAGUGAAGCCACAGAGAAUAGGAUUCAGCAUGUUGCUGCAGGCACAGAAGAAAAAAAUGACACUGCCAUGAUCUCCACAAGUAUGGAAUAUUUUGAGGCUCCUAUGCCCAGUGCAGCCACACAAGAUGAGGAUCAGCUCACUGCUUCAGGAACAGAAGGAAGACUGGAGGCUGCCAUGAUCACCAGAAGUGGGACAGAAGAAUGUGAGAUAGUCCUUAUCAGUGCAGCCACACAAGCUGAAAGUCAACUAAUUGCAGCAGAAAUAGAAGAAAAAGAUGAGAGUUCCGUGAUCACCCCAAAUGCAGCAGAAGAAUGUGAGGUUGUUGAGACCAGUGCAGUGAGAGAUGAGCAGCGUGAAAUAACUGCUCUAAACACAGAAGGAAAAAGUGGUGGUUCUAUGAUUAUUGUUAGAAAGGUAGUAGAAUGUGGGGCUCCAACGCUGAGAGUUGCCAGCAGCAGUGAAGAUCAACACAUUGCUUCAAGUAUAGAAGAUAAAGAGGAAGGUGCUAUGAUCACUCUCAGUACAAUGGAAGAAUGUAACAGUCUUUUCACCUUCUCAGUCAUAGAGGGAAGUCAGCUCGUUGCUGCAAACACUGAAGUAAAAGAUGAAAAUGUCAUCUUUAAUAGUACGAAAGAAAUUGAAUGCAUCCUGUCAUCUACAGGCCCAGAAAAAAGUGAUAGUUCUUUGCCUGUGGGUGAUGAAUGCAUAUAUAGGGGAGAAAAGGAGAUUCAUGAGGAUGCUAUGAUGGGAGAAUCAGUAGUAGCUAAGAUCACAUCAGACACUGAAGUUGCAGAAACCCCUGAGACUACAGUGAACCUCAUAAGUGUAGAUGAAGCCCUCUGUAUGGAAAUUAGUACAGAGUCUACAGUCAUUGUUAGCCCUUCUACAGAGAUGGGUGCAAGUGGUGAAAGAGCUGAAGAGUAUAUUCCAUAUGUGGAAGUUACAUCAGAAUCUUGUAUUCCUUCAGAAGAAGCAAAGAGGAAUGAUCAUUUUAAAAACAUAGACGAUAAUAUUAACAGUAGCUUAUUAUUAGAAAGUGACUUUUCUGAAGCAAGGACUUCACCUCCUAUGGCACAAACUCUUCCGCUACUUUCUGAACAUGAAAGCAAAUUAACUGUAAAUACCAAUCAGGGUGAAAUAACUGUAGAAGCAAAACUGGGAGAAAAGAGUGACUUCCCUCAUCAUAUGGAUAAACAAUUUGAGAAUGAUGGCAAAAGGAACACUGUGGAAGUAGAUGAUAACCUUGGAAUCAAAGUUUCUAUUCAACAAAAUACAAGCUUCAAUUCAGGCAAGAAAGAAACUUUACCAAUCUUGGUUGAAGAACUGGAACUGAAAAUGAACUUGAAAACUGAAGAGCCACAAAAGUCUAGAAGUCCAACAAGGGAAGAACUGCAUGAGGAGCCUCAUAUUGAAGAGUGUCUAAAAGAUUUGCCACUGAAGAAUGCUUCUUUCAAGAAAGACCCUAUAGAUGUGGAAAACUCUGACACACAAAGAGUUGAGGAGUAUAGCUGCAAAGAAAGGAAAUCUAAAUCUUCAGUAACUGCAGGUAAAGAAACAGCACAGGAAACUUCAAAUACCAUAGACAUGACAGAAGCAGCAAAUAUCCAGAUUGAAGUAAAAGAUGAAGAGAUAGAAAUACCUGAUCAGGAAAAAGUAAGCAGCAUGCCAGGAAUGGAAAAAAACCAAUCGCCUACUCGAGAAGGUGAAUCAGAUGAUUAUCCGAUUACUCAGGAUUUGAGAAAAGGAAACAAACAGAGUCAGUGCUCCAAAAUAAAAGAGAUCAAGGAUGUGACCUCUGGAGAUGUAGCUGAGGUAUCCAAAGAAAUCAUUAGGAAACAUGCACCUCUUUCAAAUACUGUGGAAGAAAAAGAUGAGUUAACCAGCAAGCAGGAUACCUGUGAAAAAGCAAAGCAGAGCCUGGAGUGUAAUUUAAGUUCUGUAGAGGAAAAUCAACCUGUAAUAGUUAAGCGGAAAAGAGGAAGGCCUCGUAAAUACCCUCUUGAAGCAGUACAGAGUAGGGUGGAUUCAGAAGCUGACAUAAACACUGGGAAUGUUCAACAGUCUCCAAUUCUUGCUACUAGAGGAAAGUUUUCUCAAACAGCUAAAGAGACGUCUAAUAAGAAAGAAACAGCAAAUGAGAGUGAGGCGGGAAAAGCAGAGAUGACUGUGCGUCGAAGAGGAAGAAAGCCCAGAUGUUCUGUGAUUCCAUCAGAGGAAACUGAAAUGCUGGAGCCGGAAAGAAAACGUCGGAAGUUGGCAUCUGCUGCUGAAGAGGAAACGAAAGAACAGGAGGAAGAUGAUGAUGAAGAUGAUGAUGAUGAAGAUGAUGAAACACACUCUGGAGCCACAACUAGAUCAGCCACGAGAUUAGAGGCUCAGAAAAAGCAGCCAAGCAAACCAACCACCCGUGCUGCUUCUAAAGGCAACAGCCCAAGUCCAGUUUCUCCUAAAAAACAGCAAAAUUCAGCAGCAAAAAAGAGGUCGCCUAGUGAGGCAAAAGUUAGCAAGUCUCCUCCAUUGGCACAGUUAAAGAUGCAGACUAGCAAGCGUAAAAGGGAAGCCAGCCCACCAGCGGUACGCAGAAAAGGCCAGCUGAAAGUCGACGAAACGCCAUUAAAGAGAACAAAGCGAUAAUUGUUACCAUCUGAUAAUAUUCAUGGAAAAGUUGGAAGAAAAGAGAGUGGUCUCUGCUUCUGUUUUGUUGUGUUAAAGCAAAGGUAUUUGCAUGUGCUUGUUUCUGAGCUCUAAGUUAAUAGAUGCAGAACUUAAGUUACAUUUUAAACAGUUUUAUAAACUAUGGUUUAUACAGAAUAUUAUACAGAUUAAAAAAUAAGUUUACUUUGUAUCUGAAAGAAAAACAAUUACAGAUUUUAACACUGACUCAGAAAGUUGGAAUUUCCCAAUGUGACAUGCUAAUACAGAUGCUUCCACUCCACCAGGCACCAAGGGCCUACUAAUAUUCUAUGUAUAUAAACUUGUAAAAAUAGGUUGUAUUUUACUGUGUAUGAAUCUAAUCAAUGAUGAAUGCUUUAUUUAUUGUAUGGAGAGGACUGGUCUGUAAACUUUAGUAUAUACCUUAGGUUUUAUUAAUGAUAUUUUAAAUUCUAUGCAGCCAUCAGUAGAAAUCUUUUUUUUUUUCGGGGGGGGGGGGGAGGGGAAGCGG
This is a messenger RNA of Gopherus flavomarginatus (Mexican gopher tortoise), 10789 nucleotides long. It is a transcript of the gene BOD1L1, whose product is annotated as biorientation of chromosomes in cell division 1 like 1. NCBI's taxonomy places the organism in Eukaryota, Metazoa, Chordata, Testudines, Testudinidae. The record is from RefSeq and is a predicted model, not a curated record. Bases 832 to 10260 code for a protein of 3142 amino acids. The transcript is spliced from 28 exons.